Molecule: messenger RNA, 14745 nt
Organism: Diorhabda carinulata
Lineage: Eukaryota; Metazoa; Arthropoda; Insecta; Coleoptera; Chrysomelidae
Gene: trx
Product: histone-lysine N-methyltransferase trithorax
Exons: 9
Coding region: 116-8152 (2678 amino acids)
Biological process (GO): positive regulation of DNA-templated transcription
Cellular component (GO): histone methyltransferase complex; nucleus
Molecular function (GO): zinc ion binding; protein binding; DNA-binding transcription factor activity
Source: RefSeq, a predicted model, not a curated record
AGUUGGUAGUUAUCUACUUUACCGAUUGAGGUUUCUGAUUGUUUCGCGAAGUGUGCGUGAUGCGUUGAAAAUAAAUUAAUGUAACAAUAAAAUGUAAACUUUAAGGAAAACAGAAAUGGGUCGAUCAAAAUUUCCUGGGAAACCCUCUAAACAUAUUCUUAGAAAGAGGGUAAAUGUUCUUCCACCAACAGGAGAAAUAACUAAUGUUGAAUCUAAUAGUUCACUGACAGUUAGUUCUGUUGUAGAAAACAAACAGGAUGAAGAUUUGACCGACAGUGAUGGUGAAAGUGCACAUACUGAAACUACUAUAAACAAAAAUGUUUCAAUCAAAAGAAGACUGACUAGGAAGCUAAAAUCUUCAAUACGAAAUAAAAAUGUAACUAAAAGAGCCUUGUUAUCCAAAAUGUGCACUAAAGCUUCUGUGAAAACCAAACUAAAAACAUCUUUAUCCAGAAAAGCAGUACACACUUAUAAUACAUCUUGCCAUGGAAAAGUGACAAAAGAAUCUACUAAUCUUGUCGGUAAAUUCGUUUUACCAACAAGAAGUGUACAUUCUUCUCGUGUAAUUAAACCCAACAAAAGAUUUAUAAGUGAUAUGAAUGAAGCUGUAACUUUGAAAAAGAAGGUUACAAUUGUGAAAAGGCAUUGUGUGAAACAAGAAGAUAGUAAAUCAGAGUUUUCAGAAUCUGGCAGCUUAAAUAGUGAUAGUGAUAAAACAACGUUUACAAAUGGACAUAAAGUAGUACUCAGACAAGCCAGACUUAAAUUACCUAAUGAAAUAGGCUUACAGGGUCCUUUCUCAAGUAAACCCAAUUCAUCUUCAGGGAUUGUUACUUGUGGUGUGUGUGGUGCAGUUAGAUUUUACAGAUUUCUCAAGCAAGCCAGAAAGUUUAACAUCUAUAGUUGUGAGUCAUGUAGAAAGUUUAUUGCAAAAAUGAUCAAAAGGCAAGCAUGCGGUAACAAAAAUAACCAAAUAACUUUAGUUUGCAAUAAAGGACAAGGCAACUGCCAUGUACCUACAGCUGUAAAAAACCAGCAAUGGAGAUUGAGUAAAUGCGGCUAUAGAUGUCCAGCUUGCUGGUUAAAGAUAUGCCUUCGUGCAUUUCAAAUUCCUCCAUCAAUAAAGCAAGGUCUAAGUGGCAUGUUACCAAAAAAUAUGCAAGGGUCAGAUAUUGACUCAAACAAUUCCCAACCUCCCUCUUUAUGGCAGGCAAAUGUUGAAACAAAAAUAGUGAUAGAGAAACCACAAGAGACAACGACUUUAAAACAACGACCUGUAAGAUUUAAAAAUCCAAAAGCUCAAGCAGCACCUUCCCUUCCUAUUUCUAAUUCAGAUAUUAAAAGACAGAAAAUAGAUCUUAAAGGCCCCCGGGUGAAGCAUGUCUGUCGCAGUGCUUCAAUAGUAUUAGGUCAACCACUUGCCACUUUUCCAGAAGGUGAGAAGAAAUGUGAUAACCAAGAACAAGUUAAUGAUAUUAAAAUAGCUGAUGAAAAGAUAGUGGGUGAUAAAACCAUAAGUGAUGUUAAAUUUACUAUCCCUAAUAAAAGUGACUCAAUACUUAGUGAACCAGAAUCAAAUUGUAGUGAUAGGACAUCAAAAAAUUCUAGCAGUGAUUCAACCGAUUUUACCACUAAGAGGGAGAAACUCUACAGAAAUGCUACUUUUGUACCGCAAAGCUCUUCAGAGACUAAAGCACCUGAAAGAAAGAAGAAUCUCGUCGACCCUCAACUAGGCAUACUAACUGACUUCUGGGAUGGUUACGAUCCAGAAAUAGUGUGUCAAAAUGGGUUCUGUAUUAUUGGAUCUGAGCAAUUUACCAUGUCAUCAAUAUGUUUUCUUUGUGGAAGCGCUGGGCAAGAACCUAUGCUGUAUUGUUCCAUUUGUUGUGAGCCAUAUCAUUCCUUUUGUCUCGAGCAAGCUCAAAGUUCACCCAUAGACAAGAGUUUGAAAUAUUAUAUGUGGAUAUGUCCACGAUGUACCACUUGCACAGAAUGUAACAAAGUAGACAGACAAAAAAUCAGUUGUCAAAAGUGUUUGAAAGCAUACCAUCCAGAAUGUUUCAAUUCCAAAUGGAAUAAUGAUGAUAAAUCAAUGGUUUGUUCAAAAUGUAUGAAGUGUAAAAGUUGUGGAACUUUGAGUAUAACAAAAUUUGUUGGGAAUUUGCCACUGUGUAUAACUUGUUUCAAAUUGAGAAAAAAAGGAAAUUUUUGUCCAGUCUGCCAACACUGUUAUGAUGAUAAUGAAUGUUGUUCGAAGAUGAUGGAAUGUGCAAAAUGUUCAAAAUGGGUUCAUGCAAAAUGUGAACAUCUAACAGAAGAGCAAUAUCAAAUGCUGAGUAUUCUCCCAGAGUCAAUAGAGUAUGUGUGUGCUAUAUGUUCUAAAACAUCAACACCAUUGUGGAGGAAGGCUAUUAAUAAUGAAAUGAAGAUGUGCUUUAACCAAAUUCUGCGCCAGCUUAGUAAGAACAAAACGGCUAGGUAUUUAUUGAAGUUGAGUCCGCUGAACAAUACAACCUCAUUAAAUAAAACUAUAACAAAUGCUAGAAAAGUGCAAUUUAUGGAUGAAAGUAUGGAUGUUGAUAAUAAUAACAGCAGCAAAGAACCAUUAGAUAUAAAUAAAAUUUAUUCUUUUGAAGAAAAUGAAAAGUAUGAAGCCAGCCUUAGUAAAGUAUCUAAUGUGUUAUCUGUAGUAGAUAUAAAAAAUAAAUUACUCUCAAAUGAGUACACAUCCAUAAGGGAAUUUAAUAAGGAAAUUGAAGAGUCGUUAAAAUUAACAAAAUCUGAGCAGUUAUUGAAAAUUUAUCAUUCUAUAUUUCAAGAUGUAUUCCCUUGGUACAACCAGUCACAAAAUGACGAAUUUUCUGGAGUUUUAGAAAAAGAUCCUGAUAAUGAAUCUCAAAAUAUGAUGGUAGAUGAAAAACCUUUUGUGAAUCUUUCUUCGAUAGUUGUAGAUACUCGAACAUGUAGUUUUUGCAAGGGUGUGGGAGAUGGUGUUAGUCAUCGAGAAUCUAGACUUUUAUAUUGUGGGCAAAAUGAAUGGGUGCAUGCCAACUGCGCUCUUUGGUCUUCAGAAGUUUAUGAAGAAAUUGAUGGAUCUUUACAAAAUGUACAAAAUGCUUUAAAUAGAGGACGUAUGAUUAGAUGUGCUCAUUGUAAACAAAAAGGAGCAAGUGUUGGAUGUUGUUACAAAGGAUGUCAUGAAACUUAUCAUUUCCCAUGUGCUAGAUUAUCCAAUUUAAAAUUUAUGUAUGAUAAAACUGUGUAUUGUGCAACUCAUGAUUUACCUAAAAAGAGUCAUACCAUUAACGCCGAUAAGGAUUUUGACAUUGAUAGAUGCGUGUUUGUUGAGUUGGAUCAAAAGAAGAAGAAAUACUCAGAAAUAGAUAAGACGACUGUUAUGAUUGGGUCAUUAUGUAUAAAAAACUUGGGAAAAAUCGACCCAAUUGUUUCUGAUACAUCUGAAUAUUUAAUACCAGUAGGAUUUGUAUGCACAAGAUUGUUUUGGUCCACAGUAGAACCCUGGAAACUAGUACCCUAUACUAUUACCACUUCAAUUAAGAACACCAUUAACAAUACACUUGUUAUCGAUAAAAAUUUCACAAUUGAUCAUUCCUGUGACAAAAUCAUUGUAGAUAAAUUAAUGCGAGAAAUAAAUGCGUGGCAAAGAGAUAUUGACAAAAAAGUUUGUGAUACAGAGUUUGAUGAUGACGAAGAACAGCAAAAUGGUGCUGAUAUUCUAUCGCCAGAAUUAACUGAUGCUAUUUUAGAAGAGUUACCUCAUGAUCUUUUGGAUGGCAUUUCAGUACAAGAUAUUUUUCCAAAAUUUUCUUAUGACGAAUUGAUUGAUUAUAAAUCUGAUUUGAAUAAUUUAGAGGGCCUUAAUGAACCAUUAAAAAGAACUGAUUUAGAUGAGGAUGUAGAUACAUAUUUAAAGAGUAAAGAUACUAAGAGAGGAAGGAUUGAUCCAAAUAAGAUUGAUUCUCUAUGCAAAUCCCGUCCAUGUCCAAAAACGUGUAGUUUAACACUGAGCUGCAAAUUAGACAGUUCAUUGUCUCCUGCAAUGAAGAAAAGAAAAAUGGCACCUGCGCGAGAUAAUAACGUUAUUUAUCAGCUACUGCAGGUUGAUGGAAAUUUUGAUGAUAGUAGUUCCAGUGAGUGUGGAUCUCCUACUGGCUUAACUACCUCUAAUCCGUGGGGAACUUAUAUUUCAGAAGAACCAGUGACGUGUAAUAAGUGUCAAUCUACUUAUAGAACCCAAGCCAGUUAUCAACGACACCUAGAAUCAUGUGAAAUGCUUUGUACAAGUGAUAGUGAUUCAGAAGUAAAUACUGAACAAGAAAUUGUAGCUACAUACAUUAAUCAAAAUCCUAGUUUAGUAGAAAACCAAGUGAUGGUAAAUGCUAGCGAACCAGUUGUGAUAUCUUCAUUUGAGUCUUUCCAAAGUGAAAUACAUACUUCAGUCCUUAACACUCAAAGCUUUGUAGCAUCCAAAUCAGCAUCAGAAGUAAUUCCUGCCGAAAUAGUUAUUCCAAACAUAACACAAACUACAGAACAAAAAACUAUAUUGCAAGCUCUUCCAAUAAAUACAGUGACUCCUAUAACAUUAGAAACUACUCAGUCUGAUCCGAAUUACCAAUCAACUAUAAUAGGUGAUCCUUCUAUUUCAAUUCAAACUAACCAGCCUCAGUUUUGUGUGAAUCAAACUGUGCCUUUAUGUGUAAAUCAACCAAUUACCCUACAACAAAACAGUAUUCAAGUUAAUCCUACCUCAACUUAUUCCGGAAAUCCCAUUUUAUCUAUAAAUCCUAGUGGUUCUAUAUCGUUAAAUCCAGUUCAGUCCAGCAAUUCUAUAACCAUAAAUCAAAUAAAUCAGCAGCCCAUUCAACAACCCAUAGAUUUCCAUCAAGCACAGUCAGUUACUAUUCAAUCAAUUCCUUAUAAUAACCUCUUGAAUGUAGGAUCUCAAAAUCAAUAUACGUUGAAUAGUAAACUAUUAACAAAUCCAGUAUUACAAUCUGUCAAUAUCCCAAAUACACAGUGGGUAAAGCAAGUUACUAAACCAACAUUAAUAGCUCAAAAAGCUGUGAAAACUAAGACUCGCAGUAGAACUUUAGCAGCUAAACGGUCUCAUUUUGAAGAAGGAGAAACAAUUAUUCUUCCUCAAAACUCCCCUGGUCAAGUAAUAGUGCAACAUUUGCCGUCCACGAAUUAUGUACCGUUUGUUGAUACAUUUCAACAACCAGGUCAAAAUGUACAAUAUGUUGCAACUAUUACUCCUCAAGUUAACACUGUGCCUACUCAGUCCUUAGUACAAAUACAACCAGAUAAUAAUAUCAUAAGCAUAGUUCCUGGAUUACAGCAAGCUAUGUAUAUUCAGCAACCUCGAGUCGAAAACCAAUUAGUUGUGGAUAGUAAUGGUACACUUGGUUGGUCCCAACAACAAACAGUCCAGCCAGUAUAUUAUGGUUUUGAAACUAUAGUUCAAAAUACUGUGAUGCAGUCUCAACAGUUCCUGCCAACAACGAUGCCUGGAGUUUUAACAGCCAACAGUAGUUACUCAACUACUACUCAAGUCUUUCAAACCAGUAAAUUGGAACCAGUAUUGGAUGUAUCGUCUAAUAGUUUUGUUUUAGUGAAUCCAGGACAAUUGGUAAAUUCACAAUCAAUCGUUAACUCGCAACCCAUAGUGAAUUCACAACAAAUUGUAAAUUCUCAAUCACAAACUAUUAUUAAUGCACAGCCGAUAGUUAACUCGCAUCAAACACUUAACCAUCAACCUGUGGUCCACUCUCAAUCGAUUGUCAACUCACAACCAAUGGUACGGUCACAAUCAAUAGUUAACUCUCAACCAGUAGUUAGUUCACAACCAAUAAUCAACUCUCAGCCGAUAGUUAACACGCAAUCUAUCAAUCACCCGAUAGUCAAUUCACAACCAGUGGUCAAUUCGCCGUCUAUAGUAAAUUCACAAACAAUGUCUAGCCCACAGUCAAUAAGAAAUUCUCAACAGCUCCAUAGUCAGCAAUUGCCGGUCAUUUCGCAACCAGCAGUAAGUUUGCAGCAUAUGGUGAAUUCUCACCCUUCAUUAGUUAAUAAUUCACUCCAAACACCACAAUCAUCCAAUAAUAAUAGUCAUACUUUAACGAACCCAGUAAUAUCUCAACCGCUGAUUAUUUCUCAUCCUGUAGAGUUUCAGCAAGCUCAAUCUAUAAAAACAACAUUAAAUAACGUGUUACCUCACAGGCAAGAAUUGAAUAAUGUUUUGCCUAAUAGACAAGAAAUUAGAAUACAAGAAGUAAAUAAUGUAGUACCUCAAAGACAAGUAGUGAAAACAUCACGCCCUCAAAUACAACUGAAACCAUCACAACCACAGACAAUUAAAUAUUCUCAAGCAUCACAUAAACCCAUGACCCCUGUGAUAGGUCAUGGAAUUUCACUUCCAACUGCUCCUUUUGUAUCAGAACAACGUAUACCUACAAAUAUUGUUACACCAAUUCCUAAACCAUCUUCGACUCCUAGUCGUCCAAUGAGUAGGGUGUUGCCAAUGCCCACAAAUAACACCAAAGAAGCAAAAAAGUUUAUUUUCGAUGAUGAAAAACUUUUAAUUUCUGAAGAAAAGAAAAGGGCCUUACAAGUGCAAAAAGUUCAUGAGAUUAAAGCUAACAAUAUAAAGACUGUAAGUAAAAUAGAUUCUAAUAAGAGAAUUGAAAUAGUAGAAUCCAAAACUAUUAGACCGGCUUUCAAACAAUUACUGCCACCUAAACCUUCUCCAGUAUUGAAAGAAGAAAAGAAAGACGAAUGCGUCAAACCUGAAUUGACUAAAAACUGUGUCAGUAUUGAAAAAGUAAAUCCGUUAAAAAUGGAACCUUUAAAAAUAGAACCUAUUAAAAUAGAAAAAUGUCCAAAGAAAGAAAUAAUAAGAGAAGAAGAGGAGGAGAAACCCGUUGAAAUAUCUAUACCUGAAGAUACAAGAUUAGAUAAAUCUUUAAAAUUGAUAUUUCAAAAACAAGGGCAAGAUGGGACAUACAAAAUCAGUUCUAAUUUUUUUACGAGACAACCUAUACAAGUCGCGCCAUUAAAACCAAUUAAAUCAAGUAUGUGUACUCAAAACCAACCAACUUCAUUAAAACAAACAAAAGAAUUAAAGUCAAAAAUGAAGGAAGAACCAAAACCUGUAGAAAAAUUAGAGAAAAUUGAAGAUACUCUCAAACCACAAGUUACUAGAAAAGAAAAUGAAAAUACUCCAACAGUUCUGUACACAAUGGAAACUCAAGAUGGCUUUAAAUAUUCUUCAUCAUCGGUAGGAGAUUUAUGGUCGAAGGUUUUAGAUGCUGUACAAUCAGCAAGGGCAGCUCAUAACAUGCCUCCUUUACCGACAAAUAAUGGCAGCAUGCUUAACUCCUUGCAGAUAUUGGGCUUUAAGCCCAAUGGUUCGAAGUAUUUAAUAGAACAGUUACCUGGAGCUAAUAAAUGUACAAAAUAUAAAUCAAUUUUCAACUUCCCUCCACAUCCUAGUGAUAUAGAUAAUGAUUUAACCCAGGACCAUAUACAUGGAGCAAUACGUUGUGCCCCUUACGAGAAUAAAAAAGACGAACCAUUUGAUAUGUUUGGGUGGCUGUCUUCACAGCAUCGACAGCCAGAAGAAAUAUCUUUGGAUAAUUUGGAAAUAUUGCCCAGAAGGGUGAUAAAUCUGCCGAUGGCUAUGAAGUUCAGGCAGUUGAAACUAACUUCCAAGUAUUCUGUAGGAGUUUAUCGAUCUUGUAUACAUGGAAGGGGCUUGUUUUGUUUGCGUGAUAUAGAAGCGGGUGAGAUGGUUAUUGAGUACGCUGGAGAGGUUAUUAGAUCGAUUUUGACUGAUAAAAGAGAAAAAUACUAUAACUCUAAAGGUAUUGGUUGUUAUAUGUUUAGAGUGGACGACAACUUUGUUGUUGAUGCAACUAUGAAAGGAAAUGCAGCCAGAUUCAUCAAUCACUCUUGCGAUCCCAAUUGUUACUCAAGAGUGGUUGAAAUCCUUGGUCACAAGCACAUUAUAAUCUUUGCAUUACGAAGAAUACUUAGUGGAGAAGAACUAACAUAUGAUUACAAAUUUCCUUUUGAAGAAGAUAAAAUUCCGUGUACAUGUGGCUCUCGAAAAUGUCGGAAGUUUUUGAACUGAUUUACAGUGAAUAAACCUGUUAAUAUUUGUAAAUUUUUCAUUGUAUUUAUACUGUAUAUAUCUCAGAAUUUUAAAAUCUUUUGUUAUAUUUCAAAAAUGUUCUACAAUUCAAUAGAUAAAGUGCAUGUUUUUAGUUACCUGUAUGAAUUCCAAAUAUUCAUACUAAAUAUUUUAAGUGACUAAAAUAUAGCAUUAACAUAAAAAUAUUAAUUUUUUGGGCAAAUAUAAUCUUAAUUCAUGUUUUUUUGCAUAUUUUUAUUUGUAAAAAUGCUAGUAAUUGCAUAGCUGAGGAUUUUGAUCAAUUUUCCAUCUUAUAUUUUCUCAUUUAUCAUUAUUUCCAAGUGGUUUGCUACAAUUUUUUCAAUUUUAUUGUUUAUUCAUAUAUUGCAGAACAAAUGACAUUUAGGUAUAAGAAUUACUAAUUAAAUGUUUAUGUUUUAAGAAAUUAAUAUGUAAUCAAAAAUUAAUCAAAAGUCGACUGUGAUUCUUGUAAAUUUCUUCACUUUAAUAUUAAAAAAAAAUCUUCAUAUAAUCAAGUAUCUUGAUUUAAACAAGAAUUGACAUGCUAUUUUGCGCAAUAUUUCAAUAGCAGUUUCAUUAUAUAUUUUUGAAAUAUAACAAAUUGUAACUUCCUUCCUGAUGUAGCACCUAUUAUGGCCAUUAAAGAUUAAUAACAUUCUCAAAUUAAAUAUAAGUUUUUGUAAAGUCAGUAUUCAAAAAUUUUGUAAGCAUUUUGGCUGUGAGGAUAUAUAUGCAUUUGUGCCAUUGGCUCCAUAGGUGCUAUAUAUAAUAAAUUUUGAUAAAAUAAUACCAUGUGAUAUGUUGUGCAUAAUAUUGAGGAAACUUUUUCACUUAAUACAUUUACAUAUUUCAACGUAUUUAAUGCUCGUUCUUUAUUUGAAUUUAGUUUGUUUUUCUCGACAUUGUGUAAAAAACGAGCUAGAAGUAAGUUUGUUUUUGACUGUAUUUUGUGAAUAAAAUAUUUUGUUUAUACUACGUUUUCAUCGAUAUACACAAUUUUACAAGCUUUCACGUCAAAGCCUUUUAAUACAUUGCCACACAAUUUUAAAAAAUAUUUUUUUAUCACGCCUCAAGUUUUAUAAAUUUCGUAUUUAUGUUAUUUCAGUGUUUUUAAACAGAAGUUUCUGAGAGAUAGAAUGUAUCUUCAUGGGCAAUACUAAAAAUAUUACCAGACUUUUGGGUUAGAAAGGUUGUAAUGGAUUUUAAACACAACAUAACAGUGUGUUAGUGUAUCCUUGUAUACUGAUAGCCUACUUUUUGUGACACUUAUCUGUCAUUACUGAAAUAAUACUAUUUCUUCUCAUAUCACAUUAAUUAUCCGUUAUUGUCGAGAUAAUAUAUUUCAAUAUCAAUUAUCCGGAUGAAUAUUUAUGUAUUUCUUCUCAAUGAUUUAGCAGCAAUGAAAGCGCUGUUGAAAUAUGUUGAAUUGAAUACAUUUAAAACUUCCUAAUUUUCAUAAUUUUGUUUUCAGAAAUACUUAACUUUCAUUAAGAAUCCAAUUGCUAAAAUAGUGAAUCACCUUGAUAUAUUUAUGCAUUUACCAAUGUAUUCAUUACCCGUGGUAAUGCUCUCUACUAUAACUGUUUUAUAAAAGCAGCAACGGCGCCAGAUAUUGAAAUUCAGUUACCUUAUAACGUGUUGAUCCGGCUUAAAGAAUCAAAAUAAGUAGGAGUACACUAUUAUUGAUGUACCAAACUCCCAUACUUAACCUUGCGCAACUUAAAUGAUUGAUUGUACCAUACAAGCUAACAUCAAUCUCAGAGACCUUUAUAUGAAAGUGGUACAUCGUUAGAAGGCAAAGUGUUGAUAAUGUAUCAUUCAUAGUAGAGAAUAAAGCAUUCUUAUUCAUAAUCAUUUUCUUUAUUUAUCAUACAUAAUUAUAUUAAACGGAAUUAAACAAAUUUCUGGAAAAUUAAAGUAAUGAACUUCAGAUAAAAGUUUAAAAUUGAAAAUUUAUUAUUAUUGUAGAAGAAACCAAAGUGAGGAUUUCCUAAAUGUCAGUCUUUCAUUUUAAAAGCACAAACUAUAACAAUACAUUCUUUGCAUGCUGACGUUACAUGUUGCAAACAUAAUUUUUUUACAUUUAUAGCACUUUUAUUUGGUCUUUUUACUUUUCUUACUUGAACAAUAAUAACAUCGGAUACAGAAUCUAGUGGAACCUCAUUUGCGGUGUCAGAAAUUUUGUAAAUAUCCCCAAUUCUCAUCUUUAUGAUUUUUAGAAUGUUUUUGCUAUAGAAGCAUAGCAUGUCGUUCAAUCAACCGGUUGCACAGAAGAACACUCUUCUGGGUUAUUUUCACUGUACAUCACAUAUAAGUUAAUAGCUGCUAUAUUUAGUGCGCCAUAAAAAAUUACCAUCGGCCAACAGCGCGAAAUUCGCGUGGAGUUGUAUGCUGCGCAUAAUUUAUCUACGGUGUCUACGCCACCUUUAGUUGAGUUGUAAUCAAUAAUCAUAUCAGGUUUAACAGUUGCUCUGUCUAUGAUAUCAUCUCUAUGCAUCGUAGAAAGAAGGAAUACAUUUUUGUUCUUUCGUGAAAUAUAUGGCACCAGAUGUCUCAUGAAAAGCGAACAUAGAACUUUUCUCAGGAUUUUUUAACUUCAUCUCUUCUGGAAUCUUUGGUUUAUUAUUCCUUAGGGUACCUAUGAGUGUUAAGCUGAGUUCCUUGAGAAGUUUAGAAGUCAAAUCAGUGCUUGUGAAAAAAUUAUUCAUUGUUAAGUUGCUUUAGAUCCCCAUACUGGUUCACACAACCUGGGAACUAAAGAUGUGUCAAGACAAUAUGGACCUGCUGGUUAUCGUCCAACAUAUAUUUCCAUUUUACCCAUCAUAUUUUUGUCGUUCUGUUCUUGUUGUUUUAUCGUCAGGUCGGAAAUUUUGAAGUAAGAAUUUAAAUCUUUCUAAUGACAUUGUCAGCCUGAAUAUUUCGGAUACCAUGCCAUCUGUUCAAAAGAGAUCGAGAAUGUUGUGAUAAUUGUUUUUCAUUUUACCAGCAAUAUAAAACAAUCCAAGCAGAGCUUUUAUUUGAUCUCUGUCCGUUGGUCUUGCCGUUCUGUUCGUUUCUGAGUAUUGCUUACUUUCAAUCUGCAUAUUUGUGUGUGCUACCAUAUUUUCUUUCAUGCCAUCUGCGAUAAAUAGACCAUAUUUCAGUUGAUACUGUCUUAUUUUUGGAUUCUCCUUUUACUCCUGGCAGCUGAGUUGUCAGCACGAGUUUUGAUAUUUGAACAUUUUCUUCCAUUUGGUGCCAUCUUUUGAUAUAAACAAGGUUCACAUGGUCUUCUCAAUUCAAAUGCAUCUAUCAGAUAUGUCUUGUUCUGUGUCAGAAUUCUCAUCUUGAAUUUCGACAUUAUCUUCUUCAAGAUUGUUCUCACUGUCAUAAGCUUCUUCAAUUCCACCUGAUUCAGCUUCAUCCCAAAGAUGCCGGAGUGAAUUGCAAAUACUAUUUAAAACAUCUAUUGUUAGUCUCACGUAUUACUUUUUUUUUCGGCUUUGUAUUUAUAGUAACUAAAUUUUUGUAUUAGGCACUGUAGCCACUUUUACAGAAAACAUGUUUUUUAUUUAUAUUAUUUUACUAUCAGUGGAUUGAAGAUAGGUUAUCCUUAACUCCUUUGAACUUAUUAAAAGUGUUAAAAAUAUCGUAGUAUAUCCAGUAUUUACCCAAAAGAUAUGCGUUUUAUUUUUACUUAUAAAAAAAUUGUGGAAAAUGUUGUUCUGAAGUGUUUUUAUUUUGGAAACUUCGUAUGUGAAUCUUAUCUUUUAGGUUUCAUACCAUAAACUUUUCAUUGACCUCGGCUUUUAUAUGUAUACUCAACAAUGUAAGGUUUAUGGUAAAAGAUUUUUUUUUAAUUUUUUUUAUAUACAAGAAUUGAAUAUAUUUUGUAAAAAAUAAAACAAAAAUAGAGUAUUUUAUAAAAAUAUAUUUUAGAUGUUUAGAGUUUUUCGCGUUUAUUUUGCUGUUUUGAACAAUUCGUAUUUGGAUAAUUUUACAAACACUUUAAAUUAUUUUAAUUAUUGAUCAAAUAAUAAGCACCACUUAGUAAGGGUUUGUUUUCACUGGUUAAGUUACCAAAAUAAAAAUUAUAUCUGUGGAGUUUAUUAUAAUUUCGGACAAAAUUAAGGAUAUAGCUACUAAUUGUAAAUUAUAAUAUGAGAUGCCUAUGCCUCGGUGGUUGUUUGACAUAAUUAUUUGAAGCCAGUAACAUUUUCUCCCAUUAUUAAAACAAAUCAAUGUCUAUUGUGUUAUUCGUAGGUAGUUUCUCUAUUUCUUAGAUCAUAUUAAAUGCUCUCCUAGUGAUCAGGAUUGACGUCGGUCUUCAGGACAACUCUGACCAUGUAGGCAUAAGCUAUACUGACAGAAACAGCCAUUUGAGCGCGUCAGUGAUUCUUGCUUAUAAGUCAAGGCUACCAAGGUAAACAUGAGAUAUUACCUCCGAUUUCCAUGAACCUGCAUUGAUUUGCAUGAAAAUAUGGAAUUAAGCUUGACUUACCCUUAUCUUAAAAAUUACCCCUAUGCCAAUAUUUGCUUAUUACUCUUAGGUGUGAACACUACCCCUUAUUACAAAAAUCAAUAAAAUGGUGAGUAUAAUCAUUUAAUGAGUAGAAAAAUAAUUUUAAGGUCUUAAUAAAACUUUUUAAAUAUAGUAUUCAUAAUUUUUUAACCCUGUUUGAUGUAUUUCAUCCAUUAUAGAGCACCCCCGGUUAAUAUAAAAUUCUCUUAUUUCGAAAAAAUUUAAAAAAAUUAUUAAACGUAUUUAUUCAUUUUGAUGAUUUAUUUAUUUUAAAUGGUUAUCUUUUUGUCUGUUGUGACUUGAAAAUUUGAUAUUUAGAAUUUUCAAUCCCUAUAAAUCAUCUACUAUUUCGAAAAAGAUAUUCACAGAAGUACUUAUACAAUUUUUUGAUUGAUUUAUUUCAAAUUGAUAUUUUUUAUCUCUUUUAACUUGAAUAUUAGGUAUUUAAAACUUUCAUCCCCUAAAAAUCAUCCCUUAUGACAAAAGUAUGAUGUUUUGUCUCGUGUAUCUCCGAUGCAUACUUUCAAAAAUUCAAAAUCUACCUGCUCCGAAAUUAAAAUAAAAAGUGUAUUUAGUUUUUUUGGUAAAUCUUGGUUAACUUUUAAGCAAAUUAGUCGCGCAACGCGUAGGAAAUUUUAUAAUCGUUUUGAAUUUCUUUAGCUCCCUCUUUUUUAAAGGGCGACGUGUAAAGGGUUCGAAAAUGGUAUCCAUCAUACGUUAAGGUACGAUUUGUAAGGUCAUAUAUCAGUUAUUUUAGAAGUUACAAAAAAUUCAAAAAAAGCAAAUAUUUGCUUAAAAAAAUAUUAACUUUUUGUUCACUAUCAAUUUUCAUGUAUAUUCUAUAGUUUUUCAGUAUUUUUAAAAAAAGGAGAAAUAUUGAAAAAUUUCGAAAAUGAUUUUUCGACUUAAAACAUAAUUUUUCUCGAAAUGAUGCAUAUAAACUUCCAGAAAUCAUUAUUAGUGGACAAAUAAAGUAAAUCAUCACUGGAUUAUAUUUUUAUUGCAAUUUGGGUACUAUUGCUAACGAUAAAAUUGAGGGUUUUUUUCUACAAAAAAAAAUAUAAAUCGAUUUUAUUUCGGACAUAAUUUUCUUAGUUUUUAUGCUAUAGAAUGCCACUAUCUCUCAUUUUAAAGCUUUUAAAAAGAUAAUAUGCAAUUAUCUCGAAAAGUUGACCGUUUCUAGGAAUAUUUUUUGCUUGAAAUUUGGUCCUCUAUCAAUUUCCGCGGUUAUUUUAAACAUAAAAAUUUUCACCUCCUAGUUGGGGUGGAUAAGGCAAAAGGCGUAGGGUAAAUUUUUCUUUUUGAGGUAUUUCCUGCAUGCUGUCAAAAUUUCAUUAAAAUCGAUGUAUGUUCAUAGAAAUCGGAGGUGAAAACCUUGGUAUCUUGGAUUGUAUCCAAUGCUUAGGAGAAAUAUAAUAUGUAUACACAUAGAACAUGUGGCAACAGCAACUUACUAUGUGGAAUCUAUCUCAUGUUUAUAUAAAAAUAAUGAAUGCAAAAUCCGUCAAGACACCACAGAAAGGCCUUAAAGUUAAUUUUUACAGAGCAUAGGAAUUGAAUAUUUUUUUUACUUGCCUAAAAGUACUUAUUUAAGAGAUGAAUUGGCGUGUUUAAAAUUUAGUAUGGUUUUCAUUAAAUAAAUUACAGUUUAAAAUUGGCAAAUAUAAGUGAUAUUGCAUUUACAUAUUUCAUUUGUAUUAACCAAUUUGAAAUCUUUCAAUUUGUUCCAAAUUUAUGUCAAAUUCCUAAGAUGAAAAUAGUUUAUACACUCUACAGUAAAACCAUAUGAACUUGAAUAAAUAUUUAUGUAAAUUUAGAACUGUUAUAUACUAUCUGAAGUGACAAUAUUAACAUAUCAAUACUAUAUUUAGUAGAAUACGAUUAUUCUACAGCGUGAUAAGUGGCCUUGUAAUGUACAUACAUCAAUAUGGAUUGAUUUUUCCAGUGUCUUAAGAUAAUGAAUUUUAACAAAACUAAUCAUACCCUAUUUGGUGCUUACUACUUGUAUUUUUUUCAGCAGCUGUGCUAUAAACAUGUAUUUACUUUGUCAAUAAAAAUUAUUCAAACACCA